AUGUGUAAGGAAGAACGUGCAAGCUUGAAAAAGCAAGCAAAGAUGGCUGCUGAAGCUGCACAGCUGGCUAUGGAUGCUGAAAUAGAACAAGCGCGACUUCCACCAGAACUUACCGGACCAGGUUGGAGAGCGCGAGGUGACCGAAUACCAGUCGAAAAACGAGUCCCGUUCAAUCGACCAACAGCAAAGCAGGUUUUCGAUGCACUUCCAUUUGUUCGACGCUAUUUUUUCUAUUGGAUGAAAUUCACGUUCGAUAAAGAAAAGUUGUUCAUCAAUACAUUCCAACCGCUAAAGCACAAACCAUUCUAUGGAGUUCCAUGUGGUGGUAUAGGAUGUGGUGCGAUGGGACGUGAUUUUCGAGGAGGAUUUUGUAAAUAUAGCUUGAGACCUGGUCUUGUAGAACAAAAAGUGGAUGUAAUACCUGCCAACCAAUUCAUCAUAUCGGUUCGCCGUGAUGGUCGUUGUAUUUACCAAAAGGUCUUGUGCGCAGCCGAUGUGGUUCUGCCCGGUCAACAGUUGAGUGCGUGGGAUUUUUCGUUUCCAAAGAAGGAUUUGCAUUACCGAGGUCUUUAUCCACGUUCAUGGACCCACUACAAUAUACGACAUCUGGGCUUGACUGUGGUGAUUCGACAGGUUUCACCAGUGAUUCCCAACAAUUACGAAGACACCAGCCUUCCUGUUUGCUGUUUUGUCGUAGACGUCCAGAACGAGAGUGAUUUUAAUUUGGAAGUCUCUGUUGCUUUCACAUUCCGGAAUGGAACGGGUAAUCGCCGAUGGGAAAAUGAGUCUCAGUGUACUCCUGCAAGGUUCACAGAUGGGAAUGUUACCGGUGUGACCUUGGCGCAUACAAUUUCACAGCUAGCUUGUACCUAUGGUGUUGCGACGACAUCAUAUGCGUUCUCGAAUAAUCAUCAUAUAUCGGUAUGCAACGGAUUUGAUCCAUCCAAGUCUGGUGCAGCAGUAUGGUCUUCGCUACGGGAAACGGGAGAUCUGCUUUUGGAAGAUGAUGAGUGUGCUCUGGGUUCUACGGAGUUGGCUGUAGGUGUUUGUCAACGUUUCAUCGUUCCGGCUAAAAAGUCAAGAAUAGUGGAGUUCGCUCUGGCAUGGGACAUGCCCAAUGUGCUAUUCGGUGCCUCGAGAAGGUGGUACAAAAGGCGGUACACAAGAUUCGUAAGAGGAGCUUCCUGUCUUUGUGCCCGAGCUUUGGGACGACGACCCCAAUGGGAGAAAGCGCUGGAUGACUGGCAAAUGCCCAUAUUAAAAAACCCAAACCUGCCUGAAUGGUACAAAUCGGCGAUCUUUAACGAGCUCUACUUCAUGACUGAUGGAGGAUCUCUUUGGUUUGAAUACGAUAAAGAUUGGCCGAAGAAUGAGACGCAUCUUAGCGAAUAUACGAAGAAUCUCAUGAUACAGUACGGUAGAUUUGGAUAUCUGGAAUCUUGGGAAUAUCGUAUGGUAAAUACUUAUGAUGUACAUUUUUAUGCAUCCUAUGCAAUAGCACAGUUAUGGCCUUAUCUGCAACUAACAAUGCAAGCCGAGUUCACUGACCAGAUUGAGCACUCCGUGGAUACUCAUAUUACUUUUCAUAUGGAAGGGGAUGUUGCUCGCCAAAAAACUAGGUGCCGUGUACCGCAUGAUCUCGGAAACCCGGCGGAUGAGCCUUGGUUGUGUACAAAUGCUUACGUAAUGCAUGAUACUGGUAAAUGGAAAGAUCUUAACUUGAAAUUUGUGCUAACAUCGUGGCGAGAUCAUGUAGCUUUGCCGCGACAUACUGACGACUUAUCUUUUUUGGAACAUACAUGGCCAGCUGUCCAGAAAUUGAUGUCUGAUGCUGUACUGGAAUGGGACCAAGACGGUGACGGAAUGAUUGAAAAUUUUGGAGCAGCAGAUCAGACUUAUGAUGCUUGGAGAAUGGAAGGUGUGAGCGCCUACUGCGGUUCGCUCUGGUUAGCUUCGCUUAGAGUCGCUGCUGAAAUGGCUAGGAUUUUAGGCUAUGAAGCAUGUGAGAAGCAAUAUUUGCAAGUAUUGGAAAAUGCUAGGAAGGUAUUUAUUGAACGUUUAUGGACCGGUUCAUACUUUCGAUUCUGUGAGAGGUCUCGCAGUCGUGAAUCUAUCAUGGCUGAUCAGCUUUGUGGCAUAUGGUUCUUACAAUCUGUUUCACCCGAAUUAGCCGAUGAAGUGCUUCCGCAAGCUAUGGUUCGUAAAGCACUGGAUACCAUCUAUGGUUAUAAUGUUUGUCGUUUUGCUGGUGGAAAGAUGGGUGCAGUGAAUGGAAUGCGACCCGAUGGAGUUGUUGAUAGAGAGUAUAUACAGGCCGAUGAAGUCUGGACUGGGGUAACAUACGCGGUGGCAGCUUUUAUGCUGCAGCAAGGUGAGCCAGAGAAAGCCUUCCAUACCGCUUCUGGUUCUUAUAAUGCUUGCUUCGAACGUUUCGGACUACAGUAUCAAACUCCGGAGGCACUCUAUGAGAACAAGUUUUACCGUGCCAUUGGCUAUAUGAGACCGCUAAGCAUCUGGGCAAUGCAGUGGGCGCUUAAAUUUCACGGUGAUAUUAACUCGCUCAAUCCACGCUCUGCGACGAAUUCUUCCCCACGGCAACUCCUAAGCAUCAAAGCAUUCGAUGAUUCAGCUAGUGAAGGUUAUGCAAGUGAUGAACGCGAUCCAGAAGCUGCUAGCAGUAGUAGCAGUACCGGCUUGAUUAGCAGUACGUCCAGCUCGUUUGGUUCUCGGUAGUUGAGUUUUUUUAGGGAUCUUGUUGAGUUUGCUUAUAAUUUCUUGUGCCAUUUUGUGUGCUUCACUUUACCUCAGUCGUUUUAUCUGCUCCCAUUCUGUACGAAC
Cylicocyclus nassatus is the source of this 2838-nucleotide messenger RNA. The record is from the annotation of a GenBank genome assembly. NCBI's taxonomy places the organism in Eukaryota, Metazoa, Nematoda, Chromadorea, Rhabditida, Strongylidae.